AUGUAUCAACCCGUUCAAAAAGUUGAAAAACGUAAAUCAUGUUGGAGCAUUUUAUUUGCAAUACUUGGAUCAGCAGCAGUGGCAACAGUAGUGACGUGGUUAUUGAUGAAGUAUGGACAAUCAUCAGUACCAUUAACCACAACAGUAAAUUCAACUUUUGAUAAAAACAAUGAUUAUACGCUGGUUUUUGGAAAGGUCAAUGGUGACAGUGAUUUAUGCUCACAAAUGGGACGGAAAGAAGGAUCAGCUGUUGAUUCAGCAAUAACGACAAUGAUUUGUAAUGGUAUAAUGAAGCCAUCAGCAAUGGGUAUUGGUGGUGGAUUUUUGAUGACAAUUUAUGAUCGUAAAAAUAAACAGGCACGUUUUUUGAAUGCAAAAGAUAAAGCACCACUUGCUGCUCACAAAAAUAUGUUCAAAGAUGCUGGAUAUCAUUCAUCUAAAAUUGGAGCACUUGCUAUUGGAGUACCAGGUGAAGUUGCUGGCUAUUGGGAGGCUCAUCAAAAAUAUGGUAAACUUGCUUGGUUUGAUUUGUUUGAGCCCAAUCUUCAAUUGUGUAAAACACAAUCAAAACAUGCUCUAAAACUUCGUUCUCAAUUGUGUGACACACUAAAAGCUAUUGCUGAAAAAGGUGCUAAUGAAUUUUACAAUGGUACACUUGGUGAAAUUUUGAUUGAAGAUUUAUCAGAGGUGGGAAGUAUAAUGACUGUUGAAGAUUUAAAAAAUUAUCGUGUUAAAUGGACAGAUCCAAUUGUUUCUGAUUUUUUAAAUGGAACAAAAUUAUAUACAUCAAAUUUGCCUGGUAGUGGUGGACUAUUGGCAUUAAUGUUAAAUGUUUUUGAUGAAUUUAAAUUCAGUCGUAGAGAUUUAGUAGGAGAAACAAAUAGAAUUCGAACAUAUCACAGAAUAAUUGAGACAUGGAAAUUUGCUUAUGCAAUUAGAAGUCAAAUGGGAGAUCCAGACUUUAUUGAUAUGACUGAUUUAAUGAAAAAUUUAACAUCAAAAGAUUAUGCCAGAAAUAUCAAAAAUAAAAUAGAUGAUGAAAAAACUUGGAAUGAACCAGGUCAUUAUGGAGGUGCUCAUAACCUUUCAAAGGAUCAUGGAACAUCACAUAUAUCAGUAAUAGCACCAAAUGGUGAUGCUGUUUCUGUAACUAGUAGUCUUAAUGGAAAUUAUGGAAGUCUCACAAUAAGUUCUCAAACAGGAAUUGUUUUAAAUAGUGCAAUGGAUGAUUUUUCAAUUCCUACAAUAACAAAUACAUAUUCAUUACCAGGAAAUAAUAAAAAUAAUGAAAUUCAAGGUGGAAAACGACCACUUUCAUCAAUGGUACCAUCAAUUAUUACAACACCAGAUGGUGAUGUUAAAAUGGUUAUUGGAGCUGCUGGUGGUACACAAAUAACAACAGCUGUUUCAUACAUCAUAGCUAGACACUUGUUCAUGGGUGAUUCACUACAAAGAGCUAUAACUGUACCAAGAAUUCAUCAUCAACUUUAUCCAAUGGUUUUAACUUACAGCCAUCUUAUUCCAGAUAGAGUAAUUCAUGGUUUACGUGUAUUGGGUCAUGUUAUAGAACGAUCUGAAUAUGAUUCUUCUGUUAUUGCUCUUGUUCGUUCUGAUAAUGGAACAGUUAUUGAUCAUUAUGGUUCAUAG
This is a messenger RNA of Aphidius gifuensis, 1647 nucleotides long. RefSeq names its product scoloptoxin SSD14-like. NCBI's taxonomy places the organism in Eukaryota, Metazoa, Arthropoda, Insecta, Hymenoptera, Braconidae. Bases 1 to 1647 code for a protein of 548 amino acids. Gene Ontology annotation, biological process: glutathione catabolic process. The transcript has 5 exons. Gene Ontology annotation, molecular function: glutathione gamma-glutamate hydrolase. The record is from RefSeq and is a predicted model, not a curated record. Gene Ontology annotation, cellular component: plasma membrane.